AUGACUUGGUUGACAUGGGAAGCACCCCUCAUCAAUGGGCAAGAGGGAUUAGUCACAUUCCUGGAACAAAUCCAAAUUGCAUCAGAAGAGGAGGCAGACCAAGAUCCCCUGGCCAACUUACCUACCCAGUACCACAAGUUUGCAAAAGUCUUUGGCAAAGAAGAGUUCAAGGUCCUCCCUCCACAUAGGGAGUAUGACAUUGCUAUUGACCUAGUUCCAGAUGCCAAACUCUCCCCCAGUCCUAUAUACAGCAUGACAGACACAGAAACUAGAGCUUUGAAACAACACAUUGAUGAAGAGCUAGCAACAGGCAAGAUCCGCCCCAGCACUUUGUCAACAGGCGCCCCAGUCAUGUUUGUAAAAAAGGCAGAUGGGUCCCUUAGAUUGGUUGUGGAUUAUUGUAAACUCAAUGAGGUCACCCAUAAGAACAUCUACCCCUUACCAAGGCAAGAUGACCUCAUGGCCAAGCUUAGGCAUGCCAAGAUUUUUACAAAGUUGGAUUUACGCUGGGGUUACAAUAACGUACAGAUCAAGGAAGGCAACAAAUGGAAAACAGCUUUUAGAACCAAAUAUGGGCUAUUUGAGUACCUAGUAAUGCCCUUUGGACUUACCAAUGCACCAGCCGCUUUCCAGCACUUCAUGAAUGACCUGUUCAGGGAUCUAAUCAAUGUAACAGUGGUUGUCGUACACCACUGUAAGGAGGUUGUAACAGUGGUAAUCUACCUGGAUGAUAUCCUUAUUUUCUCAGAAAAUCCUGAAGAUCACCCAACCCACGUCAGAGAAGUACUGUCUUGGCUCAUGAAGAACCAGUUGUUCUGCAAACUGUCAAAGUGCCAUUUUCACGUGACAACAGUAGACUACCUUGGCAUUGUCAUUUCACCUGCUGGCUUCUCCAUGGACAAAAAGAAAAUCAAGGCAGUAACGUCAUGGCUGCAACCCAAAACAGUCAAGCAGGUCCAGGCAUUCCUAGGUUUUGUCAACUACCUUUGCCGGUUCAUCCCCAAUUUCAGCUCCGUUGCACAACCGUUGCACAAUCUCACAAAAAAGGAAACCCCUUGGUCAUGGGGCUACCUAGAGGAAAUGGCCUUCCAGAAGCUAAAAACCCUUGUUACCCAGGCACUGGUAUUAAUCCACUCCAAUCCUGACCUUCCGUACUACCUGGAGACAGAUGCAUCAGGAGUAGCAAUGGGAGCCAUCUUGAGCCAACAAGGAAAAGAUAACUGUCUCCACCCAGUUGCAUACAUGUCCAAAUCCUUCUCCGGUGCUGAAGCCAACUGUCAUAACCUCCUAACAUAUACCAUUAGAAUCGCACAAUUUUUCUAUUAUUUCUAG
This is a messenger RNA of Rhizoctonia solani, 1332 nucleotides long. Its product is annotated as Retrotransposable element Tf2 protein. Bases 1 to 1332 code for a protein of 443 amino acids. The transcript has 2 exons. Lineage: Eukaryota; Fungi; Basidiomycota; Agaricomycetes; Cantharellales; Ceratobasidiaceae. The record is from RefSeq and is a predicted model, not a curated record.